AUGACUAUUAUUCUAAGAUUUGUUGAUUGUAAUGGAUUUAUUCGUGAACGCUUUGUCGAUAUUAUGAGUGUCGUAGACACUAAUGCCUUGACUCUUAAACAAGAGAUAUGCAAAAUGAUUGAUAAUAACGGCAUUCUAGUGGAAAACAUGCGUGGCCAAGGGUAUGAUGGUGCUAGUAAUAUGUGUGGUUCAUGGAAUGGAUUACAAGCAUUGUUUCUUCAAGAUUGUCCAUAUGCAUAUUAUGUGCAUUGCUUUUCUCAUUGCUUGCAAUUAGCAUUAAAUGGUGUGGCUAAAGAUGUGAAGGUUGUAUGGAGAUUUUUUUCAAUGUUGACUAACAUUGUGAAUUUUGUUAGUGCUUUUGCUAAGCGCUGUAAUGAGUUAAAUUUAAUUCGAAAAGUUGAACUCAAAGAGUUGUUGGAUUCUAGGGAAUUUGAGACAGGUAGAGAACUUAAUCAAGGUCAUAGUUUGAAACGAGCUAGAGCCACUCGUUGGGGAUCUCAUUUUGCCUCUAUUACAAGUUUAAUGAGUUUAUUUAAAGAGACUAAAAUACUUCUUCAGGAAAUCAGUGAACAUGGACCUAACCAACAAUUUCGUGGUGAUGCAGAGAGUAACUAUAUUGCUAUGAUGUCUUUUGAGUUUGGGUUUGCAUCGCUUUUGAUGGAUAAAAUUAUGGGAUUGACCAACUUUCUCUGUCAAGGGCUUCAUAAAAAAACUCAAGAUAUUGUAAGUGCUUUAAACUUUGUUGAAAACACAAAAUCACAGUUCCAAGAUAUGAGGGCACAUGGCUGGGAUGAUUUAUUCAUGAGUGUGGUAUCAUUUUGUGAACAACAUGGUAUUGAUGUUCCUGAUAUGAGAAGAUUUUAUUACAGUUGA
Molecule: messenger RNA, 873 nt
Organism: Prunus mume (Japanese apricot)
Lineage: Eukaryota; Viridiplantae; Streptophyta; Magnoliopsida; Rosales; Rosaceae
Source: RefSeq, a predicted model, not a curated record